CUGCAAUAGUGUAAUACCUCGGUAACGUGUGUGUAAAAGUGAUAAACAGAACUCCAGGGUGCCGACGUGAGUCAGCCAGGUGGCACACAUGCACAUUGAAAGUCAAAUGCAACCGUUAAUUCUCCCCUGAUAAUCAUUCCUUUUUUUUUCUGCUCUCGUGUCAACAAGUGUUCCACAUUUUGUAUAUUCAAAAAAAAAGGAUUUGAGGGGCUUCAGUGACAAUGGCAGCGCAUCCAGAGGUCGGAAUCGGAGAUUUUGUUCUUCUCGAUGAAAUCACCAUCGAAAAUGUCGUGAAAAAUCUCAGAACAAGAUUUUCGGGGGGUAAAUUUUACACGUACAUCGGCGAGGUGUGCGUCAGUGUAAAUCCGUACAGGACAACUCACGAGUAUGAAACCGAUCAAAUAAAUAAAUACAAAGGGCGAGAGCUGUUUGAAAAUCCACCUCACAUAUUCGCGAUAGCCGAUGCUGUCCAUCGCGAAAUGAAACAACAAGGUCGUGACACAUGCAUUGUCAUAAGUGGAGAGUCUGGUUCUGGCAAAACCGAGGCCAGUAAAAUCAUAAUGAAGUACAUAGCUGCAAUCACUAAUUUAUCCGGACAGCAGGAGAUUGAGAGGGUGAAAAAUGUACUUAUACAAUCUAAUUCCAUUCUUGAGGCAUUUGGAAAUGCCAAGACCAACAGAAAUGACAAUUCAUCGAGAUUUGGAAAGUACAUGGACAUUAAUUUUGACUUCAAGGGUGAUCCUGUUGGGGGUCAUGUCACGAAUUAUCUCCUCGAAAAAUCUAGGGUCGUUUAUCAGCAGAAAGGAGAGCGAAAUUUUCACUGCUUUUAUCAGUUAUUGAACGGCUGUAGUGAAAUGGAAUUGAACUCUCGGGGUUUAGUCUCGGAUCCGAGUGCCUAUUACUAUAUUAGUCAUGGAAAAAAUAUAACAACAGACAGGAGUGAAUAUAAAGCAGUGAAUUCUGCUCUGAGCACCCUGAGGUUUUCUCCGGAUGACGUUAAAACCCUCUGGAACGUUGUCUCGGGGAUUUUGCAUUUGGGCAACGUGAGGUUCACUCUGGAGGAUGAUAAAUUGGUGAUUGAGAAUAAAAAGGCUUUGAGUGAUGCUGCGAAACUCUUUGGGAUUCAGAGUAAUGAGCUGGGGAGGGCUCUCUCAGAGAGGGUCAUUGCAGCUGGGGGUGAGGUCAUGCAGAAGAUUCAUGGACUCAUGGAGGCCGAAUAUGGGCGAGACGCUCUGGCUAAAGCAAUAUACGAUAGACUUUUUUCGUGGAUAGUGUCACGAAUAAACGCGUGUAUAAACGUUCACGACGAUGACACAUUCUACAAACGAUACCGGGGCACGGUAAUCGGUGUUUUGGAUAUUUACGGCUUUGAGAUAUUCGAGGUGAAUAGCUUCGAGCAAUUCUGCAUCAAUUAUUGCAACGAGAAAUUGCAGCAGUUGUUCAUAGAAUUAGUACUGAAACGCGAACAAGAGGAGUACCAGAGGGAGGGGAUUGCUUGGCAGGCCAUUGAGUAUUUCAAUAAUCAAAUUAUUUGCGAUCUCGUGGAGCAGAACCACAAGGGAAUAUUAGCGAUAAUGGAUGAAGCAUGUUUGAACGUCGGAAAGAUUACUGAUGAGAUGCUGCUGGAGGCGAUGGACAAGAAGCUAUCAAAUCACAAGCACUACACAUCCCGUCAGCUGAGUCCAAUGGACAAGCAGCUGGAGCACAGAAAACAAUUCCGAAUAAAGCAUUACGCUGGUGACGUUGUGUACGACAUAAACGGUUUUCUCAAUAAAAAUAAGGAUACGCUCUUCCAGGACUUCAAACGUCUGAUGUACAGUAGUAGCAGUAGAAUAAUAAGUGAGAUGUGGCCAGAGGGUUCUGAGGCCAUCACGAAAACCACCAAGAGACCCCUCACAGCUGGCACUCUAUUUCGAAAUUCAAUGAUUGCUCUGGUGAAGAAUUUAACCAGCAAAGAGCCCUUCUACGUGCGCUGCAUUAAACCCAAUGAAGUUAAAUCCCCAGUGCUGUUCGACGAGGAGAGGGUUGAGCACCAGGUGCGAUACCUCGGCCUCCUCGAGAAUAUUCUGGUGAGGAGGGCUGGUUUCGUGUACAGACAGAGGUACGACAAAUUUCUCAAGAGAUACAAAAUGAUAUCUCAGUACACGUGGCCGAAUUAUCGAGGGGGUAGUGACGAGGAUGGGGUGAGAACACUACUCGAGGAGAAGGGAUUUGCACAUGACGUUAAGUAUGGACGCACCAAGGUAUUCAUACGAUCGCCGAAGACUCUGUUUGCCCUGGAGAAGGCUAGAAGCGAUUUGAUACCUGGGAUUGUCGUACUCCUGCAGAAACAGUGGCGGGGAUACAUCUGCCGGAGGGAGUAUAGGAAAAUGAAGGCAGCGAUUGUCAUGAUGGAGCAUUACAGGAGGAUGAAGAGGCGUCGGUAUAUCUGUGAGUUGGAGAGAAUAUUCAGGGAUGCCAAGAGUAUGCCCAAGUAUGGGAAAAAUUUGCAGUGGCCACACGAAAAUUUUGCUGUUAGGCAUGUGGUGAAUGCCCUGAGGAUGAUGUUUGCCAGGUGGUAUGCUUGGAUGAUCCUGAGGAAAAUUCCCAGGGAGGAGUGGCCGCAGUUGAGGCUCAAGAUGGCUGCGGGCGCAGUUCUCAGGCCCAAGAGGCAGCACUGGGGACAGGAAAGACGGUGGGAGGGCAAUUAUCUCUCGAGGCCCGACGAAAAUAAUCACUACGAUAUUUUCAACUCGUCAAUCAAUAAUUUAAAAAAUUCUGAUCACUUUAAAACAGUUUUAUUCAGUGCCUUCAUCAGGAAGACAAACAAAUUUGACAAACAAGCGGAUCGCGUUCUCGUUAUAACCGAGCACGCGAUAUACAAAAUGGAGAGUUCGAAAUUUAAGACUAUGAAAAAAGGCAUUCCCAUCACAGAAAUAACUGGCAUCAGUGUGUCACCAGGGAGGGAUCAGCUUGUCACGAUUCAUUCGAAUAGAGGAAAUGAUUUUAUUUUCACCAUCACAGCUAAGGAUAACAGAGUGGGAGAGGUCGUUGGCGUAUUGUGUACGAGAUAUUAUCAGCUGAGAGGGAGUGAUCUGAUGGUGACAGUCGACACACGAUUUAAAUGCAUGAUUGGAAACAAAAGUCGAGUAUUGAGGGUCGAAGUGAGACCAGACGUAUCCGUCCCAUCGUUUAUCAGAGAGGGUGAUCAAAUAGUUCACGUUGUGCCACCGUCUGUUAAUAUUAUCGAUGCUGGCGUCAACGGUAGGCAACAUCUUCGAUGAACAAAUACCCAAAAUAUAAAAAAUAUUAUAAAUAAUUGGGAGUACAAAAAAAGUGGUACUUAAAAAACAUAAUUGCUGUUGAAAUAUGGCCUUGAAGUAAUUUGAGAUAAAAAUAGUAGUAUUUGUAUUGCCCAUUGAUAAUCCGCUGGCCGAUUUGUUUAUUCUCUCAAUUUAUUUUAUAAUAUAUAAUAUAUAUAUAUAUAUAUGUUGUAUAUCUCUUUCAUCUAGAAAGUGUAUUUUUAUACAGUUUUUAUCACUCGGAAUGACCAACAUUACACGAUAAAAAUUCCAUGUUUGUGCCAUGCGAGAGAGUAAUUAUUUUCUUUAUUCUACAAAGAAAAUGUCAGUAGCGAUUAAUUGAGGGACAACACAUCCCGUUUUUUUUCGAGAUAUCUCAGGAUCCAAUGGAUGUAUUUCAUUUUUUAUCAGGACCUUUUUUGCGGAGGGAAAACAGACCUACAAAAACUAUCCUGAUAAGAAUUUCAUUAUAUCACGAGAUAUUCCUGAAAAAUUUAUUAUCGAAGUGUUGUACUUUAUCCCUCCACCACUGGAAUAAUUACUCCACUGCAGACAGAAGUAAAACCUAAUAAAAUUAAUUUAAACAGA
This is a messenger RNA of Fopius arisanus, 3869 nucleotides long. RefSeq names its product Unconventional myosin ID (gene Myo31DF). Lineage: Eukaryota; Metazoa; Arthropoda; Insecta; Hymenoptera; Braconidae. Gene Ontology annotation, biological process: vesicle transport along actin filament; actin filament organization. The transcript has 9 exons. The record is from RefSeq and is a predicted model, not a curated record. Gene Ontology annotation, cellular component: myosin complex; microvillus; actin cytoskeleton. Bases 222 to 3263 code for a protein of 1013 amino acids. Gene Ontology annotation, molecular function: ATP binding; microfilament motor activity; actin filament binding.